AUGGCCAACUCCCUCCAGGACCUUCUCUCCAAUCUCGAAGAUGAGAUCCAAGACCCCGACGAAGAGACAUUCCUCCUCUACGCCAACAACCCGCCCCUCGAAAACCUGGGCUUCAUCGACCCCCAGUCUUCCACAGUAGAGAUCCAGCUCAACGGAAAGGACGUGACUAUUCAUCAAUCCCCCGGCAUCCUCGCAUCGAGUCGAAAAGGCGGCACCACAGGCGCAGUCAUUUGGAAAAUCACCCCCCUCUUCGCAGAGUGGCUCUCCUCCCCCUCAAACCCACUCACCCCCAUCCUCGCAAAAUCAUCCAUCGUCGAAUUAGGCUGCGGCAUCUCCCCCCUCAACGCCCUCUCCCUCUCCCAUCUCGCAGCCCGCUACAUUCUCACGGAUCAGCCCUACGUCCAAAAACUCCUCCUCCAAAACCUCGCCGCAAACCUCCCCUCCUCCUCCUCCUCCAAACCCUCCUCUUCAUCAUCAUCCAAGAAGGCCCAUCCCAGCAGAUCUAAGAAAAGCACAGCACCACCAAAAACCCCUUCUCCCCCAUCAUCAUCAUCAACCCCCCUUCAUCCAAGCAACACAGCAACAACAACGGCAGACAUCCACUUUGAAGUCCUCGACUGGGAAACCUCCCAAGUAACACCCGCCCUCACCCACUCCCGCACAACAUCCUCCUUCGACGCCCUCGUCUCCUGCGACUGCGUGUACAACUACGCCCUCAUCCAGCCAUUCGUCCAAACCUGCGUCGACAUCUGCGCCCUUCGCAACAAAGACAUUAACUUACGAAACCAACAACAACAACAACAACAAGACGCCUCUGCUGCUGCUGCUGCUGAUGAUGAUGAGAAUAAUCUUCGUUCGUGCUUGUGCAUCGUCGCGCAGCAGCUGCGCAACGACGACGUCUUUAAUACCUGGCUGACGGCCUUUCGGGAACAUUUUCGCGUGUGGAGGGUGCCGGGGGAGAGGAUGCCUCGAGAGUUGAGGCCCGAAGCGGGCUUUGUGGUGCAUAUUGGCAUUCUCAAGGAUUCCUUCUGA
Messenger RNA from Trichoderma reesei QM6a, 1032 nucleotides. RefSeq lists its product as uncharacterized. The transcript has 3 exons. NCBI's taxonomy places the organism in Eukaryota, Fungi, Ascomycota, Sordariomycetes, Hypocreales, Hypocreaceae. The record is from RefSeq and is a predicted model, not a curated record. Bases 1 to 1032 code for a protein of 343 amino acids.